ACUCUAAAACCUGGCCUGGCCCCUUUGGCCUGGCCUGGCCUCUAAGUUGGCCUGGCCUCUAUUUUGGCCUCUAAUUUGGCUUCAAACCAAAUUUUGGCCUGGCCUCAAAAGUUGAUCUGGCCUCAAAUUUGGCCUCUGCAAAAAUUUUUGGCCUCAAUUUUGGCCUCACCCAAAAAUAAUUUCUUUUUCAGAAUUUGAUUGAUUUUAUUGAUUUUUUUUAUUGGUUUCAUUUUUUCAAAGAUUAUGCAGAUAAAUAAUAUAUUUCUGUUGAUAUGUAAAUGUGAACAUUAAGAUAAAAAUACAAUACUACCAAUCUGAUUUAUUUUAUUGAUUUUCUAUUGACCAGUUGCAAUUCUGAAGACUAUAUAACACAGAGCAUAUAGUUUUAAUUUUAAUAAGAUUUUAUCUUAAUGAUGUAGUAAAUGUGCCUUUAAUUUUUUUCCCUGGUAGGAUUGGUGAUUUUUACAGAAUAAAACAUCUAGAAACAUCAAUUUUGAUUAUCAAGACAACAAAGAUAUUCAGAUGGGUACAAAACCCCAAAGUUUUGUAUUUCAUAUUCAAACACAUUCAUGUAACGUGUUAGUUAACUUUCAGCAACUAUCAAGAACGUGAUACAUUCCAAUAAAUGUGUCAUUAUAAUGUUUCUAUUUCAGAGCUGUACUUAUCAAGAACAGAACUUAUGGUCCUGAUUUUUUUAGCGUUAUCUAACUUUUGCAAUUAUUUUUCAACCCUCAGAGAAAAAGUGAAAGGUUCCCAUGUCAUUGGUGCUUGUCCUAUCAGCAAAAACUAAAUAAGCUAUCAUCAUAUAUCAAUUAUAAAGAGUUGGUGAAGACAGGAUUUGCUAAAGUUUAAAUUCCAUCAAAUACAGAAACAAUGGACCAGUCCAUUAUCAGAAAAAGGGUGUUUGAUCCAAAUGAAAAUUUAAUUAGCAACUCAUGAUCAUUUAAUGAAACUGACUAAAUUAAUUAAAGUAUAUAAAAGUGCUUAGAUUUUCAAAAAGUAAUAUUUUGUUUCUCUUUUUUUGUGAAGAAGCCAGUUAAACUGUUUGAAAUAUUAUUUUUAUGCUGUUCACCCUCUACCCAUUUUAUUCCCAAAAUGGCAUUGUCAGCAAAAGAUUAACGCUUUUACCUUGUUGUAACCACUGCAGCAGCUAUACCUUUGUAAAAAUCUCAAAAAUACAAAAAUCAUCCUAAAAUGGAGAGAAAAAGUUAUGCAGAUGCCGUAAAAGGUUUUAGUUGGGAAGAUGGAUCCCCUGGUGAACCAGUGAUCAAAAGCAGUUUUUCAUUUAAGUACCAUGCUAUGAACACAGUCACUAAACCUGAAGCUGAAAAAGAGAAGAAAAAUACUAGAAGUCCUAACAAGAAGACUUCCAAAUCUGGAAAAAGGUAAAAUAUGCACUAUUUAUAACAUAAUAAGGGCGUUCCAUAGAUUUCUAUAUAAAUUGGAUUUAUAUUGUGAAAUAACAAAAAUGAACUUAAAAUAAAGUAUUUAUUACCUUCCCAAAUUAUAAAUUGAAACCAUUUUUUUUUUAUUUUAGGCAUGCAGCUAAGCGUAUGGAGGACCAUAUAAGUUCACAACUAGAGAAAUGGGAGGUAUGUCAUUAUUAUUACUAUCCAACUUGAAAACUCAGAUUGUAUUGAGUAAUAUUAUCAAUAAUUUAAAAAGUUUAUAUUUUCUUUGAAAAGAAUAGAAUGUGUAUGUAUGAUCCAUACAUAAGAAAAGUAAUUUUUUCUUCACAGGAUUCAGACUCUGAUAUUUGGACUAUUUCACCUCAAAAGAAAAUUCGAUCAGAAAAUGUGAGGGAAGUCUCGGAGCCUGUCGUGGACUUAACAAAAUCCCCUAUUCCGCUGAUAGUCAUCCCAAGUUCAGAUGAGGGCUCUCCGUCACCAAAAAAAACCACUGUAACAUCAUCUCCAUUCAAGUUGUUGUCUUCAGAUAGUGACACUGAAGACAUUUUUACCCCAAUUACCCCCGGUACACACAGAAGAAAUCUUACAGAAGAGUUUGAUUUAGAAUUACCUUAUGAAUACUUUCUGGAUGAUAAGACACUGCCUAUAUUCAAAAAGGGUGUACGCCAGGGAGUUUUUACAAAGGAAACCCUGAAGGAAAUGCUUAACUUCCAGGGGCAAUUAGCUACUCGUGUGCCCUUAGGUGUCAAUAUUAAUGCUUUGUUUCUUAUUGACACCAAGAAAUUGGGGCAUCAUAAAGAUGUCCUUUCGGAUGGAUGUGGUGUUUGGAAACAGACAAAAACAAAAGUUCAUUACUUUAAAGAGAUCUGUGACAAAAUUGAGGAAGUAGAUGAAAAUGAUCACUUGUCUAUGGACAAAGGAUUAACAUAUAAGGUCACAAGGCUUUCUUACCGACAUUCAGCCUCACCAGAUUUCCACAGAAUUGUGAUAUUUGCAUUUAAAAUAAAAGGUGAAACUGGCCUUGAAAUAGUAAGCCCACUUGCAUUACAGUAUUAUUUCGAAAAUGAGGAACACAAAGUGAUACCUCAGCCACAUGGGAAUGCAAAGAACGGGAAAACAUAUCACAGAACUUUUCAAUCAGUGAAAAAUAAAAUUAAAGAAGAAAUCAACGCAAACUCAAAGCCAAAAGAAGUAGUUCAUAAAAUCAUUUUGGAAAAGGGUGGGAUACAUGAAAUAAAUGCACCAGGAGAGCAUGUAAAAAACAGACAGCAAGUGAGCAGUUUUAAGUAUGCAAUGAAAGAGGAAAGAAAUGGUGAUCCCUUAUUAAACCUGAUGGAAUUAAGUAAAGAACAGUCUCUCGACAAAGAAACAGCUUUUGUAAGGGAUGUGUCUGCAUCACCAGAAAUGACAGUAUUCAUGGCAACAAAGCAACAAUUAACUGAUAUUGAACGUUUCUGUACAAAUGCUGACCAUUUUUCAGUGCUUGGAGUGGAUGCUACUUUCAAUGUUGGAAAAUACUUUUUGACAUUGACAACAUACAAACAUUUGAUGUUGAUGACAAAAAAGCAAACACAUCCAGUGUUCAUAGGACCAGCUUUAAUACACCAAAGACGACUCUUUGAUUCUUAUUUUGCAUUGCCUUCAAAUAUGAUAAAGUACAAUCCAAAUUUACAAGGUUUACUUGUUUAUGGGAGUGAUGGAGAGAAAAAUCUGUCAGAUGCAUUUGACUCUUGUUUCACAAAUUCCAAACAUCUACUUUGUGACAUACAUAUGAAAGACAAUAUAAAAAAGAAGCUUACUGAUCUUAGCAUAAAAGCUGAAGAGGCUACAGAGUAUAUUCAGGACAUUUUUGGGAAGCAAAUUAAUUCGGAAAAAGUUCCAGGACUUGUGGACUGCUUUAGUUCAGACGAAUUUGACCAGAAAUUGGAAUCAUUAAAACCAUUAUGGACAAAUCGUCAUCCUUACGGAGAUGAAUUUCUCAAAUAUUUUACCACUUUUAAGGCUGAUCUGAUCAAGAAUUGUAUGACAGCUGAUUUAAGGGCAAUGUGUGGCUUGGGAUAUCCACCUUCAAUGUAUAAUCAAAAUGCUAAUGAAUGUGCAAAUAGUGUUGUAAAACGUAAUCUAAAAUUAGAGAAAUUAAGUGUGCCUGAUUGUGUAACACAUCUUCAAAACAUCAUUCAGUGCCAACAUGAUGAAACCAGAUUAGCAUUACUAGGCAGAGGAGAGUACGCAAUUAGUAACAACUACAAAGAGUACACAGUAGCAGAAGAAAAAUAUUAUCAAAUGACCAGACAACAGAAAGUAAGAUUGGAAAACAAUUUUUUUAAUGCCACUGUUAAAAAAGAUGAUCCUGUAAGUAUUACUCCACAAAAUAUCAGAGAAUGCACUCUUUCUGUUCCCCCAGAAAAUUCUCAGAUCUCCAAGGUAGCUCAACAUGUUGUGGAAGACAUAUUUAUGACAGCCAGCAGUUUACUUCAGAACAAUGAAAACAUAGUGAUGGCCCCCGGAUCAGAUGAAAAAUUAUUUUUUGUUCUAAAUUCUUUCAAUAAAUCAACACCACAUCAAGUUUCAUGCAGUGGAAGUAAAUCUCAAUACAUGUGUGACUCUAACUGCAUUAAAUGGGUUACACAUAAAAUAUGCCCACAUACUGUAGCUGUCGCAGAACACCAGCAGAAACUACAGAACUUUUUGGACUGGUACAAUAGUAAAAGUAAGCAUCCAAAAUAUACAUCGUUAUCAAUGUUUAAUAUGCCAUCUUCAAGAGGGAAGAAAGCUACUAAAUCAACAUCUAGAAGAAAAGGUGGAAAUCCAAAUAAAAAACGACAGGUGUUAGAGAAGUAUGUAGAGGCACCUAUUGCAGGCAGUAUAUCAGAUAAUUUAAUUCCUGCCCUUCCAAACCCGUCCACAGGGUCCUAUGUCAUAGCCAUGCUUGACUUUUGUAACCCGAACGUUACAAAAUGUUUUGGGUGCCAGGGAUAUUUUAGGGAAAAUAAUCAAAUUCCAGAUUCUCCCCGAAAUUUAGUAAUUGUUUCCAAGAUGAAGAGACCAUAUCGGGGAAAAGAUGGAACAAUGAAAGAAGGAGCACUUUCAAAUGUUUAUUUUCAUUUAUCAGAAAAAUGCAUUAAGAAACAAGAUCCUUAUUUUAUAUCAUCUUUAGUCUUUUGUCCUGAGGAUUUAAAAGGUCAUUUGCUUCCUGAACAUCGUGAAUACCUAACAGCAGCAAAUAUAAAGUUUUAACUUUUGCAGUAAUUUAUCUCAUGAUUAUCCAUUGUCAAUUGUAGGCUAAUUCUUUAUUGUAUUACGCUGUUAUCAAAUUGACCUUUCAUUCUGAAAACUGAUUGUGAUAAGGAUUUUUUUUCAAAACAUGAAUGGAAACUGACAAAUUCUCUACGCCAGUGAUUAAAACCUUCCUGUUAAACCCCUUCCGUAGAUCUCUGUGUAAUAAAUAAAUGCUGAACUUAUUAAGAACAGGGCAUACGGUCUAGAUUUUUAUUUAGCUGUGUAUCAAAUGUCAACUUGUCUUCUGCAUUGGUUCUAGAUAGUGAUGUCAUGGGCACUUCAUAUAUCAAACAAAAUUGUUUUUAUCAAGGAUGGUGAAGGCAAUAAACCGUAAGCACAGCAUUCUUUGGUGCAGUGUGUGAAGAGUGAAGGGUCAUGUUUACAAUAAAUUGGAUCAUUAGACUCAUAUAGGUAAUAAUAAUGUCAGAACCAAUGUAACUAGUUUGUUUAAAACUGUAUUCAUUAAGAAAAUAAAAGAAUAUUUUUUUAAUGAAUUUCUUAGGUAAUUACUAUUCAUCUGCAUUUCUUUGUUGUCUUGAUAAUUUAUAUUGAUGUUUCUAAAUGUUUUAAUUAUAUAUAUACUUAAAUAUGUAAAAUCCUCAAUUUUACCAUGGAAAGUUUUCAGAAUUGUAACUGAUAAAUAGAAAAUCAAUAAAAAAUAAAUCAGAUUGGUAGUAGUAUAUU
Saccostrea cuccullata (small rock oyster) is the source of this 5372-nucleotide messenger RNA. RefSeq lists its product as uncharacterized. The coding region runs from base 1692 to 4646 and encodes 984 amino acids. The transcript has 2 exons. NCBI's taxonomy places the organism in Eukaryota, Metazoa, Mollusca, Bivalvia, Ostreida, Ostreidae. The record is from RefSeq and is a predicted model, not a curated record.